Suillus fuscotomentosus is the source of this 667-nucleotide messenger RNA. Its product is annotated as cytochrome P450. The record is from RefSeq and is a predicted model, not a curated record. Gene Ontology annotation, molecular function: heme binding; oxidoreductase activity, acting on paired donors, with incorporation or reduction of molecular oxygen; monooxygenase activity. The transcript is spliced from 4 exons. NCBI's taxonomy places the organism in Eukaryota, Fungi, Basidiomycota, Agaricomycetes, Boletales, Suillaceae. The coding region runs from base 29 to 667 and encodes 212 amino acids.
CAGAUGAAGGUCUUGCUUCUCGCGGGUUAUGAGACGACAUCCAUGGGCGCUGAUCGAGCUAUCACGACACCCCGAUGUUCAAAUCAGGCUCAGAGAGGAACUGCUUGCCUUUGGCCCUGAUCCGACAUAUGACCAAUUAAAGGCCAACCUCCCGUACCUGGAUGCGGUUGUGCAUGAAACCCUACGACUUCAUCCUCCAGUGCCAGAAUCCACUCGUCUUGCAGCAGCAGAUGACGUUAUUCCCUUGAGCGAACCUGUGCGCACGAUGUCUGGCAACAUGACAGAUAGUAUAUCUAUAGCGAAAGGGACAUUGAUCACGAUACCAAUCGGGGCAAUCAAUCGCUCUUCGACCAUCUGGGGACCUCACGCAAAGGAAUUCAAGCCUGACCGUUGGCUCACUGAAGACGGCAUCGGUGGGAAGGCCAAAGAAGUCCAAGGUCAUAGGCAUCUGCUGACAUUUAUUGAUGGCCCGAGGACGUGUCUUGGAAAAGAUUUUGCAAUCAUGGAGUUCAAGACGGUUUUAUCGGUUCUGGUGAAGAACUUCGUGUUUGAGAUGCGGGAUGGACCAGAUACCCCAGUCGAAGUUGCGAGGGGGCUUUUACCUCGUCCACGGGUGGUUGGAGAGGAUGGUACUGGAGUGCCUUUGAGAAUCCGUCGGUAUGAAUGA